Auanema sp. JU1783 is the source of this 537-nucleotide messenger RNA. Lineage: Eukaryota; Metazoa; Nematoda; Chromadorea; Rhabditida; Rhabditidae. The record is from the annotation of a GenBank genome assembly.
AUGAUUCAAACCAACAGUCCACAUAGCUCUGCAGGAGAAGAUGGUUCCGACGUUCUUGCUCCUGUUGUGUCUUUACUAUUGCUCAGGUAUCUUUCUGAUGAAUUCGGUCAUUUCUCUAUUGUUUUAGAAGGACAGUUCAUUAAUGAAUCGUCUCAAGACAAAAGGCUGUUUGCUCAACUGCAACCUUCUAAUCAGCUUGCGCUAAAUGAACAAGAUUCAUCUAUGAACCACUUGGACUCUCAUGUUCAUAAGCUUUUAGAUAUCGCUAUCGACAAAUUGAGUUCGAAAGUUCUUGUAUUCAGCUGUGCUCGAAAUGAUGGUCCUCCCUUAAGUUGCAAGACUGUUGAUACAAUGACAAUUUGUUUCAAUAAUUCGGAUAUUGUGGUUAUGGGGAUACCUCUUAUGUACAAGACCACAGACUAUGAGUUGAGACAGAUUGUCUCCUGGAUAUCCAGAUGUUCAGUGCAAAAUAAAACGGAGAAUGGCUACGUAACGCAACUGAUCAUCGAUCGUCUGAGACAAACGCCUAUUCUGUGA